GGAGGAAAUGGGGGAGGUCUGCUUCCUGAAAUAGUCUUAAAGUGAACGUUUGGUGGAAAGAUUGAAGUUUAUAAAUAGGCACCGCAUCCGUUAGCUUUUGGUUUGGCACAGCGUGGUCGAACGUUGUUGGAGUUCGUCGUUGGUUGGGUUUUAGGGGUUGUCGGGAUCAGAAUUGUUCAGACACGGCGCAUAGAGUGGAAAGGAGCGAUCUGGAGUCAUGCGCUUUGAAGAAGGAUAACGACCGACCACCAGUUUCCAAAAGGCAGCAGCAGCUACCCAAUCCCAAGCACCGAACCGGCCAGGCUGCGUCUGUUGUGUUUAUGCCGUAGCAACGCGCCUCAGUGAAAAAAAAAAGCUCCACCGGAAUACAUAAUAAACAGGCUACGCGUUUGUUUUUUUGUUUCGAAUUCUCUUUGUGUUUGAAGGUGGACGACGUCUAUGUGUUUCGUGUUUCGAUCAGCCAUAAUCAUAUAAAAUGAGCGGAUUAAGCGACGAUAAGAAGGACAUUGAGAUGGAAGAACGAGAGAAGAAAAUGAAUGACGAGAAUAAGGCACACGAUAAGAUCUCUGCAGCGGAAAAUCAAGAUACGACGGAUUGCCGAGUACAAGAAACAUGUGGAAAAAUAAAGGCCGAUAACAUCAAAGAAGUCAAGCCCAAAAAGAUCCCAACUGGAGGCAUUUUGAUGCCUGGCUUCUUCACCAGGAGCAAAUCCAAAGAGAAAUGCAAGGAUGGUGAUUCAGAAGGUCAGGCGGAGGAAGCCACUGAACUAGUUGACAAGGAGAAGGAUGAUUCUUUGAUGUCUCAAGCAAAGAUCAAGUUGCCGAAUCCAUUUAGAAAGUCCAAAUUGAUCGUCGACGAAGAUGUGGAAAAAGGUAACGAUUUGAAGGAGAAAAAGGGUAUCCAAUUGAGAUUACCUAUUGUUUCUGUAUUCUCCAAUAAGAAAAAGAAGGAUGGUGAUCUUGAGAAUCAAACAAAAGCCGGAUUGGCUUCAAUGGAAACUUUGGAUGAUGGAGAUAAGACUGCGGAUAAUAAGAAUGACGGAAUGAAAAAUAUACCAUUGGAUGACGACAAAGAUGUGGAAAAGCAAGACGAUGAACCGACAUGCGGACAAAAGAUGAAAGCUUACAGAUGUGCAAUUAGUGCCUUUUUAGUAUUCAUUUUGCUACUUAUUAUAAUAGUGGCAGUAAUACUGCCUACUGGUACAAGUACUGAUGGGGUUUUUGAAAUGAAAGAUAACAAAUUUAUUGAAACUGUUACUGGUUGCGGAAAAGUGGAAGGAAUAUUGAACGAUGGAGGUAUUGCCUUCCGAGGAAUUCCGUACGCAAGACCACCGAUAGAUGAGCUUAGAUUCCGAUCUGCUAUGCCUUUAGAUAAUAUGGAUUACUGUUGGAAUGGAACAUUUUUAGCUCACAAUGCAACUGAAUCUUGCCUUCAAAUACUCAGUAAUGGAACUACGAUUGGUGUAGAAGAUUGCCUUACUCUUGAUGUUGUUACUCCUUAUGUUCGCUACGAUUCGCCUCUUCCAGUGAUCGUGCUUAUAGGAGCUGAAAGCUUUAUUGGAGGAUCACCUGGUAAAAUGAGGCCGUCUUCAAGAUACGCUAGAUCUCGUGACGUCCUAUUCGUUCGUCCAAAUUUCCGUAUGGGUGUCUUGGGUUUCUUAGCAUUAGACGUGUUAAGUAAAGAUGUAUAUCCUCACACAAGUGGAAAUUAUGCUUUGAGCGACAUAAUGGCUGCUUUGAAAUGGGUGAAGUUAAAUAUUCAGCAUUUCGGAGGAGAUCCUAAUGCUGUUACCCUGUUUGGUCAUCAAGCAGGUGCGACUUUGGUAACUGCAUUAUCUACAAUGAAUGGAGCUGAAAAGUACUUUGCGCGCGCUUGGGCCACGUCAGGGGGUGCUCUGUAUCCUAAGAAAACAUUGGCGGAAUCAGAAAAAGAAAAUAUCAGUUUCUUGAAAGCAACUAAUUGUAAAGAUGUCGAUUGCCUCCGCGAAAUGGAACCGGAAUCUCUGAUGGAAGCAAUCGAAGAUACAUGGAGAAAACCACAACCAGAUCUGCCGAUUCAAGAUGAACACCGUCACCAAUGGAUGGUACUGGAUGGAAAGAUUUUGAAAGAAGAUCCAUCUGAAGUUUGGUCCAACGAACAAGGUUUGCCAGUGAAACUGGUGUUAGGCUCAACCGCGCAUUCCGCUGCUUCAUCUAAACUGUUAAUGAAGCACAAAGUGUGGGGCGAGGAUUUGAUUUCGUAUCACGUGAGAAACUCCGGUUUGGGUAAACUGAACCUGUCCGAAGAGGCACUUGAAAUGUAUCCAAAAACCUACAAAGGUUUAAGUCAAAUGAUAUCGGAUAUUCGUAAAGUUUGUCCAUUAUUAGAAAUUACCUCCCAGAUGCAUAACACCACUUUCUACAUUGUGACUCAGACCCGAGGAGAGCAGAACAUUUCAGACGCUGAUUCCGACGUGGAUGCUAUUUUGGGAAGAUACGAACCGAAGACUCCGGAACAGCGCAGGUAUGUCUCUGCGAUUCAACAGCUAUUCUACCAUUUCGUGUGGCAUGGAAAAGUACAAACCGAAUCUCCGAACAACAAAGUCUUGGUGGUCGGACAAGACGUUUUGCCAGCUCAAAAUUACUCGCACUGCGAUUAUUGGAAGACAAAGAACGUUUUGAAUUUUGCACAAUUAGAUUAAAUUUUAUUAAACGUGGAGAUUGGAAUUCCAAGUGCUGUGUCAAAAUAUAAUUAAACAAUGCAUACUACUACUUUGAUGACACCAAUAUUUACUCAUGUGAAGAUUAAAACACAUUUUGCCGCUAAAUAGGAUUAAUUUUUCCGAUUGGAUGACAACUUCGAUUUUGUAUUUAAAGAUUAAUUUGAUUUAUCUACAAAAUUUGUGAUAGAAUUUCAUUUUUUUUUUGUUUGUUUUGUGAUGAGGAGAGAAAAGAUUACGAUUGUUUUAUUUAUUGUAUAAAUUAAUAUUUCAUUUAGAUUUUAAGAUCUUUAAUUUAUGACAUAUCACAUUGUUUAUUUUCAUUUGAGUAUUCUUUAUUUAUAUAAGACUUUAUUUUAAUUGGAAGACUGCCAGACGAUGCUUUUGUACUGAUUUUUACGUAGUCUUUAGUUCCGUGUGACGAUAUAUAAUACUAUAAUAAUGCUAUUUGCACAUUAUACAACUUUUUCUUUUUUUUGAUCUCCAUUUUGUAAAUAUUGAUAAUGUCUAAACGGCUACUAAUAGAUUAAGUAUUAUUUAAGGACGGAAUAUUGUAUCUUUCUGUAUUAGUGUAUUGUUAGUUUACAAUCUUAUAUAAAGAAGUGAAGUGAAAAAAAAAAUAUUAAUAACAAUGAAACUGAAUAAUUAUUGUACAAAAAGCUGCGAUUACAUUAUUUAUGCCAAAAUGUAAGAAUAUUUUCAUAUAUUCUCUUAUAUAAUGUGGAUAUUACAUGAAAAAAUGUGUAUUUUCAAUAAUAUCUUAACUCUUUUUGCGGAACUUGUUUUUUAUACAACUAUAUACAUUCAACUGAACAAGAAAUAUUUUGUAUGUAGUUUUCC
This is a messenger RNA of Nicrophorus vespilloides, 3538 nucleotides long. Its product is annotated as neurotactin. The transcript has 8 exons. The record is from RefSeq and is a predicted model, not a curated record. NCBI's taxonomy places the organism in Eukaryota, Metazoa, Arthropoda, Insecta, Coleoptera, Silphidae. The coding region runs from base 476 to 2680 and encodes 734 amino acids.